AUGUCAUUGUGCUCAUUCUAGGUCUGUCUCAGUCCCUCAGGUCGCAGGACAGGCUUAGGAAAAGAAUUUUCAGAACACGCCAAUUAUGAAAUCAUCAGGGUAAUUUUUUAUUUUUAUGCAGCAAUUUCUAAAAAUGCAGAAGAUUCUGAUUAUUAUUUCAACAAAGGUCUGUUUAAUGUGUUUAAUUUCUUAGCUAUCACUUUAUUUUCAUCAGAUUUAAUUAAACACUUUCGACAAAAUUUAGAGAUUUGAAGAAGCAUUGCAAAAUUAUGAUUCAGCAAUUUAGAAAUACCCUGAAAACUCAAAUUAUUUUUAUAAUAAAGGUAGAAUUAAUAUGAUUUAUUUUUCAGCAAAUACAUUAGAAAGAUUAAAUAGAUUUGAAGAAGUAUUAUAAAAUUAUGAUUUGGCCAUUUAAAAAUAUCCAGAAAAUUCUGACUUUUACCAAAAUAAAGGCAAUAAUGAAAAUUUCGAAUUUCCAAGCUAAUACAUUAGAUAAAAUGAAUAGACUUGA
This is a messenger RNA of Paramecium octaurelia, 511 nucleotides long. The record is from the annotation of a GenBank genome assembly. NCBI's taxonomy places the organism in Eukaryota, Ciliophora, Oligohymenophorea, Peniculida, Parameciidae.